AACUCCAUGGCCGAAAUCCGUCAAGUACUAUGGUCGGCGCCCAUUGUAAAGUUUCGGCGGUCAGUAUAAAUACCGCCGCCCGCGGUGCGACUGUUAGAUAAUUCGGCAAGUUCCUCCCGACAACAACUCACCACACCACCAGCAACAUGCAGGGACUCGUAGUAUUCGCCGCUGUACUGGCCUGCGCCGCUGCCGCCCCAGGUCUUCUUGUCGCCCACCAACCCGUGGUGGCAGUCCACGCCGCCCCAGUGGUCCACGCUGCCGUCCCAGUUGUGGCCGCCAAAACCACCAUCACCAAGAGCAGCCAACUCGUCAACCACGGAUCCCCAGUCGUUCACGCAGUCCACACCCCCGUCGUGACCGUCCCUGUUGUUAAGACCGCCGCAGUGGUACACGCUGCCCCUGUUGUAGCUGUCCACGCUGCCCCAGUGAUCCACACCGCCCCUGUGGUCCACGCUGCCCCAGUCGUCAUCAAGACCGCCCCCGCCGCUAUCGCUCACAGCAGCUCAGUGGUCCACCAUGCCCCAAUCAAAGCGAUCCCCGUUGUUGCCGUCCAUUAAGUAUUCCAUUAGCUUACGAUCCUUAGAAUAAAUUGUUGACCUACCCUUAA
Molecule: messenger RNA, 610 nt
Organism: Bicyclus anynana (squinting bush brown)
Lineage: Eukaryota; Metazoa; Arthropoda; Insecta; Lepidoptera; Nymphalidae
Product: larval/pupal cuticle protein H1C
Exons: 2
Coding region: 147-560 (137 amino acids)
Source: RefSeq, a predicted model, not a curated record